UCGGGCGGCGUGGGGCCGGGCGGGAAAGGCCGCGCGGCGGGCGAGGAGGCGCCGGGCUGCGGGAGACAUGUUCCGGGGCCCGGAGACCGAGGGCGGCCGGGCCGGCUCCAGGGCCAUGAAGCCCCCAGGAGGAGAGGCCAGCAAUCUUUUUGGAAGUCCAGAAGAAGCUGCUCCUUCAAGCAGGCCCAAUAGGAUGGCAUCUAAUAUUUUUGGACCAACUGAAGAACCUCAGAACAUCCCUAAGAGGACCAAUCCCCCAGGGGGGAAAGGAAGUGGUAUCUUUGACGAAUCCACACCUGUGCAGACUCGACAGCGUCUGAACCCACCUGGUGGGAAGACCAGUGACAUUUUUGGGUCCCCCGUGGCUGCCACCUCACCGUUGGCACACCCAAACAAACCCAAGGACCACGUGCUCUUGUGUGAAGGAGAAGACCCCAAAUCGGCCCCUACAGCCGCAACGAGCACGUCACCCAGAGAAGAGCCUGGUGAGAAGGGAGGCCCUGGAGAAGGAGGCCGCGCCCAGCAGCCCAUGCCCACAGGUGACAGCCACGAGCCCAGGCUGGGCCCAAGGCCUCGUUCUCACAACAAAGUCCUCAACCCACCUGGAGGCAAAUCCAGUAUCUCCUUCUACUAGGAGAGGCUGCUGCUUCCCCUGUAGCCAGUCGAGAAACCGAAGAGAUAGGAUUUCAGAUACUAUAGUUUCUUUUAGUCCACAGGAGCCCGGUGGGGAGAGGGUCUGCUGUGUAUCUGGGGGUGCCGCUCGGGCUCUGCUGCCAUCACAGCCGCGGAGGACCUCACCGUGCAGACUGCCAAGAGACCUCUCGGUGGGGAUGAAAUGGGACUCACUGGUAACUGCAGAUGUGACGGGACUGUGUGAGGGGCGUGGGGGCAGGUGGCACCCAACGGCGCUGAGGCCCAGGGACGUGGGGCUGCCCACAGUCUCGCCACACCAACACACCACUGGUUGCCUGGGGUCCAGGAAUCACCGACACGGUAGCAGAGUUUAAACUUGAAGUCUUGGCAAGAAAAUAAAAACAGCCUGUGUGUUGCUGGCGGUGGAGGAGUGAGGCACAGGCCAAAAUACUGCUGGUGGGGACCAGGGGUCUCUGGCUGGCCCCUCGGGUCCUCACCCCGUUCACCGCGGGACCGUCCCUGUCCCCGGGCCGGCUGCCGUGGGCCCCUGCUGCCUCCUUUGCGGUCAGCCCCCAUGUGUCGCUCUGCACGCUUCCUGAGCCACCUCGGUUGCUGGUCCUCGGCAGCUGUCCACAAAAACCAAAAAGUCAUUCUCAGUCUCAUGCUUUACGGAAAGAUUUUGUGCCCUGAUCCUCUGAGGUGCUCCGUUUCUGCCAUCUGCCGGCUUGGCCAGACCUUACAUAGGAUUCAGGCCAUUCAUCCCCAGGCUGAUUUGGCCGUGAAUUCUUCCCUCUUUUCCUUGGCGGCCUCCAGUCUAGGCCCGUGCCUGGCUCCAGGGAUGCGGGCAGCUCCCUUCUCCAGCCAUGGCUCUUCCUUUUGGCGAGCCCCCUGACUCCUGCAGCUACAGAACCUCCCACAUGCAUCCAGGCAGUGGGGUUACCUAAGUCCUCCAUACAUCUUUACUCCUGUUGACAGUGGGAAGGAGCGAUGCUUCUUAGGGUUGAAUCCUUAAUAUUAUCUAAAGAGCUUUCCUAAAAUACCAGCUUUACUUAAGUGACUCUUGACUCUGCCUUGUUUCUCGCACCUUUCUAGGAAAUAGUCAGUUGCUCAGGUACAACCAGGAGGAAAAAAGUUUGCUUAGCUGCUCUUUCUAAAGCUUUGCAGAACCUCUCAGUUUCCAGAAGAGACCUGGAGACCUGGGGCCAGAAAGUAGUUUGACAUCCAAGUCCCAACUGGCCUAUUCCCUGAUACUUGCCGGCAGAGAUAACAGGCUGGCCAGGGUCCUGUUGCCUCAGGUUCCCUCAGGCGAAGGUUCUCCCAGUUAGCACCUACAGGGCUACCGUCUCUGUCCUCACACCUCACAUUGGACCAAGGGCACAGGCUUUGGGUGGGGGUGCCUCUUGGUAUGAGUGCCUACAAAGCCAGUGCCAGGUACUAAGAAUACCUGCAUCAUUACAGAAAUUUAGAAAAGCAACAGCGCUGCGUUUCAUCACACCCACAGUGGCUUAGUCACUUAAGUGCCUGCUGGAGCUGCCUGCCGAACUCCACCUUUCACACCUGGCACGCUGGGGGGAUCUGCACGUGGCUUUGUCAACCAAAGACUUUUCCUCCUUUCCACUGCCCGGUUCACUUGGGAGGCAAGAAACUCAUUCCAUGUGACUCUCAAGUCCUGUCUGCACCCUGCAAAUGGUCAUUUAUAGGAAAGUUUGGAAUUCAGAACAUUUUUUUCCCCAUUAGAAAAAGUCAUUAAUGGUAGUUAGGGUUUAAGCCCAAACACACUAACUUUUGCUUAACACGAUGUCCUAAUGGUAAAAAUGAACUACCGCUUAUGACUGUCUUGUGGUUUUUAACAUUCAAGAGACUGAUAUGUGAACACCAGGCUGAAUUGCCAAGAACGCUGCGGUCGUAGUGCUGGUUCCCGUGGCUUCACCCCUGCACUCGCUCUCCACCCAGUGAGAGGAAGAGCUCCCUCGUUCUGUCCAUAGCAGGGAUCUUGGGUGGAAGUGGGGAGCAGAAGUAGGGAUGGAGGCACAGGGGAACUGAGCAGGAGCCUCUGUGCAGUACAGAUGGGUGCCCUCCCUUCCUGCUCUCCCUGCCCUUCCCUCCCUGGGGCUGUAGAAGUGGGUUUAGGUGUCUGGUAGCCUGGUCACAGAGAAGCAGGAGAGGACUUCUACUCCUGUGAGCCCGAUGGACGUGGCCAUUUAUAUUUGGGAAAUGCUCGAUACACCGGGGACUGCCUGUAUUUGGAAGGUUCAUUAACUCAGCAUCCUGUUCUCAACCUCUAAGCUGCAUUUUGGAAUCCUUGGUCCGUAUUUUCAUUAAGCCUUAAAACGUUUUUUAAUGUGCAUUUGGUGCCAACUUUUUUCUAGAGCUGUAUCAAAAACGAGAAACCUGUACUCACAUCACAAUGUAGUUUUGAUAGGGGUGUUUUGUUUUUACAAGACAGGAUUGGGUAUAACCAUUGAAUUAAACGUAGCAAUCAUGUCCUCGA
Canis lupus familiaris (dog) is the source of this 3124-nucleotide messenger RNA. RefSeq names its product Jupiter microtubule associated homolog 2 (gene JPT2). The transcript has 5 exons. Lineage: Eukaryota; Metazoa; Chordata; Mammalia; Carnivora; Canidae. The record is from RefSeq and is a predicted model, not a curated record. Bases 68 to 634 code for a protein of 188 amino acids. Gene Ontology annotation, cellular component: nucleus.